CCGACUACGCGGUCGCAAUAUGCCUCAACUUCCCCCCCUCCCCCGCGGACUGCCUGGCUUGAGAUGAGUGGAAGAUGUCGGUUUCGGGUCUGAAGGCCGAAUUGAAGUUUUUGGAGUCAAUUUUUGACACAAACCACGAACGUUUCAGAAUUAUCGAUUGGAAGCCGGAUGAGCUUAGUUGUCAGUUUAAUGUAACCGGUGAAAAACUGUUGAUAAUACAUUGCAACAUCACGGAGUCAUACCCCUCCACACCUCCAAUCUGGUUCGUUGACUCUGAUGACCCAAGUCUGACAGAGGUGUUGGAGCGCCUGGAAGAUGUCAGAAAAGGCACCUCUUUGCUCCUGCAGCAGCUGAAGCGUCUCAUCUGUGACCUGUGUCGGCUGUACAACCUGCCCCAGCACCCAGAUGUUGAGAUGCUAGAUCAGCCCCUCCCUGCUGGGCCCAUCAACCCAGAGCGCAAGCACGGACCAGCGGAUGAAGUGACAUCCGAGGAGGAGGAGGAGGAAGAAAUGGGCGAGGACAUAGAAGACCUGGACCACUAUGAGAUGAAAGAGGAGGAGCCAGUAGAUGGGAAGAAGUCUGAGGACGAUGGCAUAGAGAAGGAGAACCUGGCCAUCCUAGAGAAGAUCCGUAAGAACCAGAGGCAGGACCACUUGAACGGUGCCGUCUCUGGUUCCGUUCAGGCCUCUGAUCGUCUCAUGAAGGAACUCAGGGAGAUCUACAGAUCACAGAGUUACAAGACAGGUAUUUAUUCAGUGGAGCUAGUCAAUGACAGCCUUUAUGAAUGGCACGUCAAAAUAAGGACGGUAGACCCAGAUAGUCCGUUACAUAGUGACUUGCAGGUUCUGAAGGAAAAGGAAGGGUUGGACUACAUUCUGCUCAGUUUCUCAUAUAAAGAUAACUUUCCUUUUGAUCCACCGUUCGUACGGGUAGUCUCCCCUGUGCUGUCUGGAGGGUACGUUCUUGGCGGAGGGGCCUUGUGUAUGGAACUUCUCACAAAACAGGGCUGGAGCAGUGCCUAUUCCAUAGAGUCUGUCAUCAUGCAGAUCAAUGCAACCCUAGUGAAAGGAAAAGCCAGAGUGCAGUUUGGAGCCAAUAAGAAUCAGUACAGUCUUGCCAGAGCACAACAGUCAUACAAAUCCCUGGUGCAGAUUCACGAAAAGAAUGGCUGGUAUACACCUCCUAAAGAAGAUGGGUAAAGAAGUAAUUUCUCAUACACACUGGGAACAUAAUGUCUUUGGGUCAAAAACAAUAUUUCUUUCUUUUUGAACUAUUUUCUCCCUUCUGACUUAUUGGGAGUCGUAUCAUCUUUCUUGUGGAAACCAACUGGCAAAUUCUUCCGUCUCGCCUGUCGUCGGCUCAGUAGACCAGUAUCUCCUCUCUGCCUGACCCAACAAUGGGCCAGCCUCUCUACUCCCCCCUCCAGCGUCGCUCCACUGCCCCCCUCAGCACUUCAUCUGAGGAGAACGUCUGUUAUAACUGAGGGGAUCGCGGUACUCCAUCUUUUAUACAUGCUCAUCAUAUUUUGACUUUUUUUACAUCUUCAAGGUUUUUGUGUUCCUUUUUUUUCUCUCUCAAUGUGGAGAACAGCCUUUUCUUCUUCCAUACAUACGCUGGUUUGACGACGUGGGCUCGACUCAUGAUAAUCCUGAUCAGUUCCUCCUCUCGAUGAGAUGACCUACCUACAGCUGACUAGAGCUGGUUUGUUCGUAUCCCCAACCACCACCACCUGUGUUUAGCGUGAAGCUGCAGGCUCUUACAGCCAGCCACAGCAUUGGCAGUGGGAUUUUAACUGAAAGCUCUCUGUGGUGACAGUUGGAUUUUAAAACGAAUAAGAAGAAGCUGUUUCAGUGAUGUCACCUCGGUCAUCUUUUAGUGAGGCUACUCCUUUUUAUCCCCUCACUGUGUGUAGUAUUUACUGGUACAAAAUGCAGAUGUUGUUAAAAAGAAAUAUUAUAUGCUUAAAUGUAUUGUUAUUCUGCUUGCUGGCUUUUUUUAAAUGUCCCAGGCAGUAACAUCAUGUGCCAGAUUGGUGACAAAAUGGUGGGUGACUAGGAUGCAGGAAGGGGUCUGAACUGAGGCUGAGGCUGUGUCCCAAAUAGCACCCUAUUCCCUACAUAGUGCACUACUUUUGACCAGAGCCCUGUGGGAAUGAAGAGGCAGGAUGUAGACAACACUCUCUUAGGAAAACAAAGCCAACUCUGGAUCGUUCAUGUUUCACGUAAAUGGAUGGUGAAAAUAGUGCCACUACGUUGGGAAUAAGGUGCCAUUUGGGAUGCAAUCCAUCUACCGCUCCAUACUAUUUCCUCGCUGUCCUGAAGGAAUGCGGCUGUUGAUCCUCGGUUACAGCAUCACGUCUGAAUAUAUCUUUGUAAUGAUUUAACUGAGCUGGCUCCACCAAGCACCUGUCAUGACCACUGUUGUAAUGUAUUUAAGGGGCUCAAAUAGAUGGCCUGGUUCCAGAUCGGUUUGUGACAUCUUCUGGGGUUGGUCUGUACCCAUAUGUUCAUACUGUCAUACCAUUUCUGUACCAUACCGGGGGUAUGCAGUAUUACCGAAUGUGCACAGAAGGGGCGCUAUUUCACGAAACAAAACAGAAAUAAUGUUAUUUUUUAUUUUUUAAUGCACAAACCAGUU
This is a messenger RNA of Coregonus clupeaformis (lake whitefish), 2637 nucleotides long. RefSeq names its product ubiquitin-conjugating enzyme E2 Q2. NCBI's taxonomy places the organism in Eukaryota, Metazoa, Chordata, Actinopteri, Salmoniformes, Salmonidae. The record is from RefSeq and is a predicted model, not a curated record.